Molecule: messenger RNA, 6322 nt
Organism: Dacryopinax primogenitus
Lineage: Eukaryota; Fungi; Basidiomycota; Dacrymycetes; Dacrymycetales; Dacrymycetaceae
Exons: 36
Coding region: 638-3565 (975 amino acids)
Biological process (GO): mismatch repair
Cellular component (GO): nucleus; MutSalpha complex
Molecular function (GO): mismatched DNA binding; ATP binding; ATP-dependent DNA damage sensor activity
Source: RefSeq, a predicted model, not a curated record
ACUUUGUGUCACACAGCCAGCCAGCAGAAUGCCUGUCAAAGAUACCCCCAGCUUGAAGCAGAGGACACUGUUCUCCUUCUUAACACCUAAAAAUAACCCAACUCGCUCAGAUCCAUCUCCGUCUUCUGCCAAAAGCCAGUCCACGUCCUCAAGCACCAGGCGGGUUGGCCAAGUUGAGCCCGCGAAACAGACGAGUUCAAAGCAGUCCCCAAAUGCGAAAUCAACCAUACCUAGCGUGUCUUUUUCCAAUAGCAGUCCAUUCGAUGCGGACUCGCCUUUGACCGAGGCUACCGACACCGAUGGGCAUGACACGCUCAUGCUUGAUGCUGAUGAAACUGCCAGAACCACCCCAACACAGCCGAUCAAGCGCAAGCUCGUAGCUGAAGACUCUGAUGAUGACAUAGAUCCCGCCAUAUUUGCUAUUCCUCCUGCGAAAGCACCUGUGAAGUCAACACGGAGUGCGAGGCCACUACAAAAAAAAAGACGAUCCUCCCCUUCAUCCUCCAAAACAGCACAUGAGGAUGCAUUUGUUCCGUCGGAAUCGGAACCUGAAUCUGACUUCGUUGUGGAUGAAGGAGAGUACGAGGCGCCGAAGAGAUCGAAGGCCCGAGGCAUUCCGAAAGGCGUUAAGCAACCUAUGGCAAGCUCUUUGGGCCCAGAUUCUUCGUCAGGCGAAUUCAGCAGGGGUGGGGGGGGAAGCAAUCAGUUCCUCACCGCGGCUGAGUUGAGAGCCCAAACAUUCAGAGCACAGAAGAAGUCUCAAGAGGGUUACUUCGAGUUUUUAAAAGAUGUCCACGAUAAAACGGGUAAACGCCCUGGGGAAGACGGAUAUGAUCCUCGCACAAUUUUCAUCCCAAAGAACGCGUGGGCCAGUUUUACCCCAUUUGAGAAGCAGUUUUGGGAAAUAAAGCAAAAUCAUUACGAUACAGUGCUUAUGUUUCAAAAAGGCAAAUUCUACGAACUGUAUGAGCAGGACGCGGAGAUUGGUCAUCGGGAAUUUGACCUGAAACUCACCGAUCGCGUAAAGAUGAAGAUGGUUGGCGUACCUGAGUCUUCGUUCAACUUUUGGGCAGCGAAAUUUCUAGCCAAGGGCUACAAAGUUGGCCGCGUCGAUCAAGUGGAAACUCAGCUUGGUGCAGAGAUGAGGGUUGCAAAACAUGGUAAUUCUUCCGGGGGAUCCGGCAAGGAAAUCGUCAGACGAGAGUUGAACAAGGUUCUAACCAACGGGACUUUGGUCGAUCCAGAACUCAUGGUUGAUGACGAAGCGGGGCAUUGUGUCAGCAUCAAGGAGGGGAAGAACAACACCUUCGGCAUCUGCACUCUAGAUGCAGCGACUGGAGAAUUUAACUUGUGUUGCUUCGAGGAUGAUGCUUGCAAGACACGUCUCGAAACUGUAAUGCGUCAAUUGAGGCCAAAAGAGGUAGUGCACUGUACGGAUAAUCUGUCAAUUUCGACCAUUCGCUUGCUGAGGACUGUUGUACCGGGGUCUUGUCUGUGGACUGCACUGAAACCGUCUUUGGAGAGUUGGUCCUACGAGCGCACACUCGAUGAGCUUGUGAACCUCUACCCUGCCACGCAGAAUGAUUCAAGCAGUGUCAUUCAGGGGAGAGACUUAAGUGGACUACCACCUGCUAUACGUACUGUCGUCACAGAGGUGACGGCUGUUGAGGCUUUGGGUGGCAUGAUCUGGUAUUUGGGUCAGCUCAACGUGGGGAAGGAUCUUCUCACCAUGCGCAACUUCAACAUUUACGACCCCAUGCGUCGUGGCAUGGGUUUGGUCCUGGAUGGCCAGACUUUAGCGCAUAUCGAGGUCCUCGUCAACAGUGAAAGCACCGAUGAAGGGACGCUCUUAAACCUCCUCAAUCGUUGUGUGACCCCUUUUGGGAAGCGCUUGUUCCGUAUCUGGUUGUGCAUGCCCCUCCGUGAAGUCAAGGCAAUUAAUGCACGAUUAGAUGCGGUGGAUGAUCUAAUGAGCCGUCCAUCAUUUGAAGCGACUUUUGGAAAGCUCUCAAGAGGAUUGCCAGAUCUUGAACGAAUGGUGUCACGUGUUCAUGCAAGGACCUGCAAAACGAAGGACUUCGAGAAAUUGAUUGAAGCUUUUCGUCAGGUUCAAAGGGGCUUCUCUGAUCUAGCUGAAGAGGCGGAUGACUUCUCUUCUCGGAGUAUAGGAGAUCUUCUGAGCUCUGCGCCGGAUCUUUCCCCCCACCUAAGGCAUAUUCAAGGCAUGUACCAUGUAAAGGAUGAUCUCCUGUAUCCUGUUCAGGGAGCAGAUUCGGAUUACGAGCAAGUCCAGGCAGAGAUUGAUCGCUUGGAGGCAAGGCUUCAGGAAGAUCUUGAUAGCCUGAAGAAAAAACUCAACUUCAGCAAUUUGGUCUACUGGCACAGCCCUCUGGGUACAAAGGAGAUCUACCUAGUCGAGGCCCCUUCGUCCUUCAAAGGUAUACCCAAAGGCUGGACAAAAGGUGGUGGCACCAAGGCAGUGCACAGGUGGCAAGUGCCAGACCUCAUGAGUACUAUCCGAAAGCUUAAAGAAGCCCGGGAAACACUGAAAGAGGUCAUCAAGCAAUAUAAAUUGAAGCUGUUCAACGAGUUCGAUCAAGACAGGGAUAUCUGGCUCCGUGCUGUCAGAGUCGUCGCUGAACUGGAUUGCUUGUUCAGUCUUGCGAAAAGUUCACAAGCGUUGGGUGAACCUUCCUGUCGACCUCAAUUUGUUGAAUCGGAUAAUGCUUUCCUCGACUUUCAGCAACUCAGACAUCCUGCUUUUCUCACAGACAGACCCUUCAUUCCAAAUGAUGUCAAGCUUGGCGGUGACAAAGAGAAAAUCAUGUUGUUAACCGGGCCCAACAUGGGUGGCAAGUCCACAUUGAUGCGCAUGACAGCUGCAGGUGUGAUUAUGGCUCAACUUGGGAUGUACGUUCCCGCAGCAUUUGCGAAGUUGGCACCGGUCGACGCUAUUUUGACCCGUAUGGGUGCAUACGACAACAUGUUCACCAACGCGAGCACGUUCAAAGUAGAAUUAGAUGAAUGCUGUAAGAUCCUGAGGGACGCUACUCCGCGAUCCUUAGUCAUUCUCGACGAGUUGGGCAGAGGUACUUCCACCUUCGAUGGCAUGGCAAUCGCCGGAGCUGUUCUACAUCAUCUUGCCACCCAUACCCUUGCUUUAUCUUGCUUCGCAACCCAUUACUCCACGCUCACCGAGAAAAAGCAUCCAAACAUCAGGAAUAUGCACAUGGGAACUACUGUUGAUGAACAUGAGCGGCAGCUGGUUUUCUUGUACAAAUUGAUAGAUGGCGUGGCCACUUCUUCCUUCGGUACUCAUGUGGCUAGUCUGGCUGGGGUACCGACAGCCGUAGUCGAACGCGCGGAAGAGAUUUCGCGCGACUUUGCACAUGAAUUCGAAACGAAGAUGGCCAGGCGGCGUAUAUCGUCGGUACCAAUUGAUCUUCAGGCCGACUUUGCAUACCUCUUCAAGGUCGGUAACCGUUCAGUGAAGCUUGAUGAAGACGCGGUCCGAGCCCGUGGAAUCUUAACAAUCAUGGAACGGACCGCGGCAAUGUACCUUUGAUAGGUCACCAUUAUCUCACUCGCGUGCUCCGUGUCCAUACUUAUUUUUCUCUUUGGCAAAGACAAGCCAGAGCUGUACAUUCAUUUCGUCAUACAGAAAAUGAGUUCUGCUAAUUGAUUGUCAAUUCCACCAGAGCAUUGUCCUUCCUUAUUUGAUUACCACGAGGACGAUUUCCAUGAUCCCUUGCCGCUUUUCAGCCCAGUCCUAAUCUGGUCAUGGAUCUCACAGAGAAAAUCGGUGUAGGCCAUUCCGUCGUUGUUCUCGUCUUCGAAAAGCACAUUGCUGAACUCCAACUCGGCCGCAUCCAAGUUCUGCCGUGCGAUGAGCAAAGGCACUUGUCUACCUCGUCGAUAAGCCAGGAAUUCAAGUAGAUGCUUGACCUGUUGUGAUAGGAGCGUAGGCAACGAAGGUAGUGGAGUCUUCGAAACAUUCAGAAAAUCGUCAACGUCGAACAGAUCUCGCAUCACUACGUCAACUGCGGCCCCACCGACCCACAGGACAUUGAUUUCUCCAUCAUCUAUCAAGUACAACCCGCCAGACUCCAUCCAAAGAUAGCUCAGUCGCAUUGGGGCUGGCGGAUGAAUGCGACCAUCCGAUCCAGGCAUGAGCGCUGUAGAUUCCAGAUCAUGCAAUGCAUAUAGCUUAGGAUAUAUACUGUUGAUGAGCGAUGGUAUCGGCAUUGAAAGAAGCUGCCAGCGGCUGUGACACCGAACGUCCGAGAUAACGUUUAAACCCUUGAGGGCCUUGGAUUUAAUCAGACACAAUAUAAAUACUGGUAGCGUCUUCAGUGCCUCAGGAAGUAUGAGUUGUGUUGGUGCCGUUGCCGCAGAGCAGUUCACUCGAUAGGCGAAAAGGGCCAGGACGCAUUGCUCCACAAGGUUCUUUUUAAUCUCAGGUAAAUUCCUCCUACCGAUCUGCACGGCGCUCAAUUUCGAGAGUAAGCUCAGUCCUGCAGUCAAAUCGGCUCUCGCGAAUAUGUCUCCUAUCAAUGAUUUGACAUCCAUUGCUAAGUUUUGACAACGGACGCGACGUCGGCCAUCCCUCGUGGUGUACAAUGUCGCGCAUUGAAGAUACGCAGUGGAAUCAGGGGUAAGACCGCUGGUGUGUUUGAGCUCUGCUGCGAAGCAACUCGACCCAUGCAUAAUUGCGUAAGCAGGCGAAGUGGCAUCAGCAGAGUAGAAGGCUCCAUGACAUGCGGUGACUCGCAAUCCGUUCGUGCAUCGAACUUUGAUUGUGACAUCAUAACAAGUGAAACUUCGCAUGAUGUGCCUUAAUUCUGAAGCCAGGGCUGUACUGUCCCUACUUGGUUCAAAUCUUGGAUGGAAAAAGAUGCGACCACCAGUCGAUUCACAAAGUGUUCCUAUGCUUGCAAGGUCCAUCGGACUUUGUGAAGCAGCGAAUACAUCGACCGCGAGACCAGCUUGAGCGCAUUUUUCUGCUAAAUUCGGCCAGAAAAUGUCAUGUGGCCGAAAAAGUAUCUUUUCAUCUUUCGUUCCCACUAGCUGCGUUUCAUCACGUCUCAUACAUACCCCGGCACCUGUCGUAACCAAUCCGGCAGUAAAAAGUAUGAGAUGGCCACCGGUUCCUCCCAUUGCAGACAGGAUGGCGUUGACCACAGAUCCUGUGGCACAUAAAGACGAUGCAUGGUCCAGGGGUUGAUGAGCAAUCAUGUUUAGCGCGCAUUCGAUAUGAGUUCUAGACUUGUCUGGAUCUACAAACCAGUUCUGCUCUAAAGGCACAAAGGCAUCCUCCACGUCAGAGACAACCAAUAGUGUCGGUCCUUGCAGGGCUGGCUUUCUGAGAGAUGGAAGAACUGCAGAGUAUCGGAGUACGUCAAAAAAGCUACCUUGCAUCCCUCUCCACGCGGAAAGGCCGCCUUCGCUAAUGGGUCGCUCACAUUCCCAUAGAGCAUUUCACGCAGCGCGCAUAUAGCGGAUGCUAAGAAUCCGGAUCGAAUUGAAUCUGCUCCGGCAUCCAGAGCAAAAAUGUGACGAGCUGGUUCUGGAGCACGAAUUCGCGAGUUGACUGUAGGUCGCAGAAAAGUUGUUAGAUCGUUGAGAUCAACGCUCCUGUGCCGAGUGGAAGUUGGAGAUGUGGACUUGUCAAUUAGAUCAAGGGGAUGAUGCCGAGCAAAGUACUCGCUAGUUACGGCAAAGUCGACCGUGCCUCUCUGCAGUUCCAAGCGAUUUGCAUAGUCUUGGCGACGUUGAGCGGAAUCCAGGUGACUGAAAUAUGACGGAUGCGCUAUGCAAGAACUGAUCACCGAGAACUUCACUCCUUGAGUACUAGCUUACUGUCGGUUAAUGCUCUGCACAUAUUACACCUCCAUCGCUGACCACCGUCUACCCAUUCGACAAAUGGGUUUAUAUAUCCCUGACAAUGCCCACACCGCGGUGGACCAGCCUCUCCACAAUCAACAACAGGUACACCUUCUUCAUCAGGAUGCAAAGGUGCAAAUGGUUGGAUCACGGCUCCAAGGGGCCAUUCGCAGGCUGCAGCAAGAUCGGCGCUGUGCGGAACCGCGUAGGAAGUGAGUCUAAUGAAUCGCGGGGAAGCGUUGCCUUGGUCAAUAGCAACGUAGUCCGAAGUCGCGAGAGGCGGUUGCUCACUUGAGAGCGUAUAAAAUGGUCUGUUGGACCAGGUUCGCUGAUCAGUUUCCUGCACGACUGUUGGAGAUGGGAUGUUGUGGGGAUCAAUGGGAGACCGCAAUCCCCUGAAACGGCGGCCAGCACUAUGUGGUGGUGCCGAUAUAGGUGU